Seriola dumerili (greater amberjack) is the source of this 1274-nucleotide messenger RNA. RefSeq names its product deoxycytidine kinase (gene dck). The record is from RefSeq and is a predicted model, not a curated record. Bases 76 to 891 code for a protein of 271 amino acids. Gene Ontology annotation, cellular component: cytoplasm; mitochondrion. Gene Ontology annotation, biological process: nucleobase-containing compound metabolic process. Gene Ontology annotation, molecular function: deoxycytidine kinase activity; ATP binding. Lineage: Eukaryota; Metazoa; Chordata; Actinopteri; Carangiformes; Carangidae. The transcript has 7 exons.
CAACAAGGCGCCCUCUCCUGCAGCAGCUGCAGCGUCCUCUUUAAUCAAGAAGGGAAACUUAUUUACCUGCUGAAAAUGUCUUUCACUCCGAAGAGACGCUGCCCGGAUUCAAUGAACGAUUCAAUGAACGACUCCAUGAACGACUCAAUGGAGAAAAGGAUAAAGCGGAUUUCAGUCGAGGGAAACAUUGCGGCGGGCAAAUCCACCUUUGUGCGCUUCUUGGAGCAGGAGAGCGCGGAUUGGGAGGUGGUACCAGAGCCCAUCGCCAGGUGGUGCAAUGUCCAAACAAAAGGCAGUGACUUUGAGGAGCUGACCACAUCUCAGAGGAGUGGAGGGAACAUACUGCAGAUGAUGUACGAGAAACCGGAGAGGUGGGCCUACACCUUCCAGAGCUACGCCUGUAUCAGCAGGGUGCGGGCCCAGAUCAGGUCGGCCAACGGGAAGCUGCAAGAAGCUGAAAAUCCUGUGCAGUUCUUCGAGCGAUCCAUCUACAGUGACAGGUACAUCUUUACAGCCAACCUCUAUGAGAGCGGGUGCUUGAAUGAUACUGAGUGGUCAGUGUACCAGGACUGGCACGGCUGGCUGCACAACCAGUUUGGCAAGCACAUCGAGCUGGAUGGUAUCAUCUACCUCAGAGCUUCACCUGAGAAAUGUUUAGAGAGACUGCACCUGAGAGGCAGAGAAGAAGAGCAGGACAUUCCUCUGGAGUAUCUAGAGAAGCUCCACUUCAAGCAUGAGAGCUGGCUGCAGCACAAGACCAUGACUACGGAGUUUGAGUAUCUCAAUGAUGUGCCAGUCUUGACCAUAGAUGUGAAUGAAAACUUUAAGGGAAAUGACACCAAGAGAGCCGACAUGACUGAGAAGGUGAGAGAGUUCUUGAGCACGUUGUGAAGAUGGAAAACGUAGACGGUGCCCACAGGAGGAAAGAGUGGACAGAGUAUUAUUAUUUUAAAACAAUGAAAUAGCUCAGCAGUGACAAUUUUUUUUUUUUUCUCAACUUUUUUUGUCUACACAAUCAUUAAAAAUGAUCUGUUCUGUUGGAUUCAUUUUAAAACACUUUUAAUGCUGUUUUCUUUAAAUAUUUUUAAUGCCGUUUUUUAUGUAUGUGGUGUAUUUAUCAAUGCUAGAAUGUACAGUGUGUCCUUUCUGUGACAAUAAAUUGGAAGUAGAUGAACUAAUUUUGAGUGUUUGUAACCUAACUCUUGUAAAAAAAUGAGUCUCCACAGAACUGUUGUUAAAACUUGAUGACUAUUAUUAUUGUUAUUAAACAAGCA